This is a messenger RNA of Saccostrea cuccullata (small rock oyster), 1499 nucleotides long. RefSeq lists its product as uncharacterized. The record is from RefSeq and is a predicted model, not a curated record. The transcript has 11 exons. NCBI's taxonomy places the organism in Eukaryota, Metazoa, Mollusca, Bivalvia, Ostreida, Ostreidae. The annotation marks the transcript as partial.
GCUCCACCCGUCAUCAAAUGGGUUGAAGAUGGCAACACUAGUGGCAACAAUGUCGUCGAAGAUAAACCAAAACGUGUUGGGGCUCCCACAACAUGCAUAAGUACGUCAAGUUGUCUUAUCACUCAGCCAGAAGAUGUAAACCCCGAGAUAGAGAGUAUGGAUUACCAGGAUAGCCUUGAACAAUCAGAUGCAUCAACACAGACUGAUGGAUCGCAUUUGAACAUUGCAGCCAUGACUAACUCUACCUCAGCGGAAACACAGACUGAUGAAAAAAAGGCAUUGACAAAGGAACACAAGCUUGCAUCAAGGAAACCCAGUAAAUUGCCGCUUAAAGGCGGUACCAAACAGGUCCGAUUCAAUAUCCCAAUGACUUCCGAAGAGCUGUUACCAUACGUUCGAGAUUAUACGGAAUAUAUUCCGCCUGAAGAUCUACGUGAGGAGAUUUCAGAGAAGGAGGCUGAGGUCAUUCCGGAAGACAAGAUCAAAAAUGGCAGCCAACUCUUGGCAUUGGUGAAACAAAGAGUGAAAGAGGAAAAGCCCUUCGACUCGAAGACAGGAGAUAAUUUAAGAGCUCCAUUUCGAUUUGACCCAAAGAUAGGAACAAUUAAAGAAGACGAGGAGUUUCGGGUGCGGACGGACGACAGGCGCUACGGGGUCUUCCCGUCACGCUCAGAGGACCGAAUUUCCGAUUCCGGGUCGGACUGGUCUGAAGGACCUGACACUUAUUUGCAAUGCAAUUGUGUCGCCGGGAUGAAGUAUUUGUGUUGUUGUCACUGUUUUAGGAGAAGUUCCGGAAAAGCUGCACCCGUCACCAAAUGGGUUAAAGAGGAUGGCAACACAGGUGGCGACACUGGUGGCGACAAUGAGGAAGAGAGAAAACCAAAACGUGUUGGGAAAAUGAAGAGACUUAGAAAUUUUUUCAGGAGAUUAUGUUGUUGUGUUGGGAAAAGCAAUGAAGACUGAAGAAUGCCUGCCAUCUGAACAUCCGAGUUUUAAUUAUUUUCGAUUUCCGAAUUUUAUUUAUUUAUUUACUUUUUUUUGUAUUUUGGAAACCAAAGAGAAGACACCCGAGCUAUUUUAUCCAGUAUCUUUGUUUGACAUCAAAUUUAUUUUUUAUUUCUUUCGGAUAUUUCUUCAAAUUCCCAGAAUGUUGGCUACAGAGCAGAGAAAAAGCUCUGCGGCUAAACAUUGCUGACAAAAUUCAUCUUUUUUAAGUUCUUCUUUGGCUCUUUUUAUCUGGUAACUAGGUAGGCGAGACGGAUCGUUCUGCCAAGUUACCAGAGCAAAAUUACUUCAUGACUUUUGGAACUUUGACCAACCAGGAAACGCCCAUUCCUAUAUAUAAAGGAAUGGGACUUCCGUUUCCUGUCAAAAACUGUAAAUUGUAAUUGAUACAUCCAUUCAGAGGUGUUUGAAAGCUCCGUUGUCUUCUCUUUUCAAAAUUGUGUUAACAUUUCUUGUUGUAACAUCAGUAAAUUGCAUAGCAACAACUAGCUUUU